Molecule: messenger RNA, 372 nt
Organism: Protopolystoma xenopodis
Lineage: Eukaryota; Metazoa; Platyhelminthes; Monogenea; Polystomatidea; Polystomatidae
Source: the annotation of a GenBank genome assembly
AUGUGUGUGAAUGAUGCCCCAACGACAAGCGGUAAAGUUAACAUCCUCAUCUACUCUCUCGUUGGGCCAAAAUGGCUCGAAAAAAACAAUCUAACCAGCUCGGCACCAAUCUGCUUGACACACAUCUUCAUUUUGGAAGGUGACAAGGCACGGCUCAAAGCUCGAAUCCCACCAACUGGCCCAAGACAGAGUCUUUAUCUUGUCCGACAGACUGACAUGGUUGCAGAAAGACGUUGUGUUCAGCCGGUUGGAGGAAAUCGCUUGCCAAUGGAAUACCCGAAACCGGACUGUAUGCUUUCCGAUGAUCCAACGGGAGAUUGUAAUGUCAACGUCCAGCGUCGACGCCAGCAGACCUGCGGCCCCAGUUGGUAG